AUGGAGAAUAAUAAGAUACAAUCGUCUUUAUUCGAAAAAAAUAACUCCUGUGAAACAUCAUCAUCACCUUGUAAUGAUCCUUGUGAAAAGCUUUUAGUUUGUAAUGUAUUUCAUGAAGAACCUUCUUCAUAUACUGAAAGUAAUUGCCCUAUAUCAAAUAGUGAUUCAAGAACUUCGUCUUUGUCAAGUAUAUCAAAUUCUUCUGAAAAUGAUUUAUUUAUGCAUGUAUCUGGUACUACAAGAAAAUCGACCUCAUCAAAUAAUGACAAUAGUGAAUUGCCUUUGGAUGCUUUAAUGGAUAAUCUUUUUAUAAAUACUCACAAAUCUAUAUUGGAUCUUAAAAACUAUGUUCGGAAGUUGGAGAGUGACUUAAUAAAGCAGGACAAAAAAUUAAAAGAGCAAAAUGAGUCGAUGAAGCAGUUUAACAAACAAACUGAGAUAAUAGAACAACUCGAAAAACAGAAUAAAGGAUUAAAAACACAGAAUGAAGAGCUAAAAACACAGAAUAAAGAAUUAAUACCACAGAAUAAAGAGUUGAAAACACAAUAUAAAAUGUUGGAAAUGCAUAACGAAGAAUUAAAGAAGCAGAAUGAAGAAUUGAAAACACAAAAUAAGGAAUUGAAAAAAAAUAACGAAGAAUUGAAAAAAAAUAGGGAGGAAUUGGGAAAAAAUAACGAGGAAAUUGGAAAAAAUUACAAAGAAUUAAAGAAAUGGAAUGAAACACAAAAUGAAGAAUUGAAAUUUAAUAAGCUA
Messenger RNA from Dentiscutata erythropus, 753 nucleotides. NCBI's taxonomy places the organism in Eukaryota, Fungi, Glomeromycota, Glomeromycetes, Diversisporales, Gigasporaceae. The record is from the annotation of a GenBank genome assembly.